Messenger RNA from Caenorhabditis remanei, 414 nucleotides. RefSeq lists its product as uncharacterized. Lineage: Eukaryota; Metazoa; Nematoda; Chromadorea; Rhabditida; Rhabditidae. The record is from RefSeq and is a predicted model, not a curated record. Bases 1 to 414 code for a protein of 137 amino acids. The transcript has 2 exons.
AUGCCGGAUGAAAAUAGAGUAGCUGACGACAAUGUCUCUUUCACGGAUGUCGGAGAUCCAACUGCUGGUGGCGGCGCUCGUCAAGGAUCCUCUGCAAUGCUCGAUUUGCUUGGAUCAAUGGAUAAGAAAGAUAAAAAAGCAAAGAAAAACAAGAAGAAGGAAACCAAGAAGAAGAAGAAAGAGAAGACAAAGUAUAAGAAAGUUCGAAAAGUGGAUAAAUACGAAUCUCAAAACUUUUUGUAUCGUGUUGAGGGUUCGAUGUUUUGUGCCGGAAUCAUUGUGGGAAUAAUCAUGCUUUUGACUUUCAUCAUUCUUGGAAUUGUCUUCUCCGUGAGAACUAAUGGAAACAUGGUCAGUUACAUGGCCCCUUGGUGGGGAACUGCUGACGAAGCAAAGGAUGAUGGAGACGAGUGA